GCGCGGGUGGGCUUGGAGCAGGCCGCACCGGGCGGGAACCCCACUCCCACCGCGGAGGCCCCCUGCCCUUUCUCCCCCUUUCCCCCCGGCCCAUGGUGCGAGGCUGGGAGCCGCCGCCCGGGCCGGACCGCGCUAUCUCUGAAGGGCACAAAUCAGAAAGCACCAUGCCUCCUAAUAAAGAGGCCAGCAGUCUUAAUAGCUCCCCAGCGGGGCUCAUCUGCCUGCCUCCAAUCUCCGAGGAGCUACAGCUUGUGUGGACCCAAGCAGCCCAGACCAGUGAGCUGGAUGGCAAUGAACACUUGCUACAAACCUUCAGCUACUUUCCCUAUCCCAGUCUAGCAGACAUUGCCCUUCUCUGCUUACGCUAUGGGCUGCAGAUGGAGAAAGUCAAGACUUGGUUCAUGGCCCAGCGCCUCCGCUGUGGCAUUAGCUGGUCAUCUGAAGAAAUAGAAGAGACUCGAGCCCGAGUGGUCUACCAUCGGGACCAGCUCCAUUUCAAAUCCCUUCUCUCUUUUACUCAUCAUGCAGGGCGGCCUCCAGAGGAGGUGCCUCCUCCAUUGCCACCUCCAGAACAAGUGGGUCUUGGAAUAGUACCCCUGACUCUUAGUGAGCCCACCCAAAUGAAAGGAUUGAAGGUAGAACCUGAGGAGUCCUCAGAGCUGCUGAGUCACCAGAAAGCAAAGGAACCCCUGAUGGCACCUGGCAGUGGGGCAUUCCCCCACCAAUCAGAUUUUUGGCAGGAUCUUCAAAGCAGUGGCUUCUCUAAGGAGCAGGCAGGCAGGGGUCCCCACCAGUCACAUGGCCUAGGUUCUGCUUCCUGGAACCACUCCACAGCUGUCCACCAGCCACAUGCUCGGGAUAAGCCCCCACCAAUCUCACUACUUGCUAGUAGUUGUAAGCAGGAGUCAACAUCUAAUAUGACUCCUUCUCCCUCUACCUCUUCUUCCACUUUCCCGGUACUGGCUAAUGGAGCUACUGCCACCUCUAAACCCCUCCAGUCACUAGGCUGUAUCUCACAGCCACUGUCACCCAGUGAACAGGCACUGCCCCCACAUCUGGAGCCAGCUUGGCCCCAGGGGCUAAGACAUAACUCAGUACCAGGUAGGGUUGGCCCUGCAGAGUACCUUUCCCCAGAUAUGCAACGCCAGCGAAAGACCAAGCGCAAAACCAAAGAGCAGCUGGCUAUCCUCAAAUCUUUUUUUUUACAGUGCCAAUGGGCACGGCGUGAGGAUUACCAUAAAUUAGAACAGAUCACUGGUUUACCUCGACCUGAGAUCAUUCAGUGGUUUGGUGACACACGCUAUGCCUUGAAGCAUGGGCAACUAAAAUGGUUUCGGGACAAUGCGGUACCUGGUGCCUCUAGUUUCCAGGACCCAGCAAUUCCCACACCCCCACCUUCAACCCGCUCCUUGAAUGAAUGGGCUGAGACACCACCUCUGCCGAACCCCCCACCCCCACCGGAUAUACGACCCUUGGAGAGGUACUGGGCAGCCCAUCAACAGCUACGGGAAAGUGAUAUCCCUCAACUGAGUCAGGCAUCAAGGCUUAGCACCCAGCAGGUACUGGAUUGGUUUGACUCUCGAUUACCUGAGCCAGCUGAGGUGGUGGUUUGUCUAGAUGAAGAGGAGGAAGAGGAGGAGGAAGAACUGCCAGAAGAUGAUGAGGAUGAAGAGGAGGAGGAGGAGGAGGAGGAAGAGGAUGAUGAUGAUGACGAUGUGAUCAUACAGGACUGAGUCGGGGGGACUAGGGGAGGGAAGGUCUGUUACUAAAAGAUGAACCAACUUAGUAACUGUUUAAACAAAGAAACCACAUUUUUUUAAAUUACUUUGUGGCAAAGAACUGAAAAGCUUUGUGUUCUUGAGGUUGGGGGAUUGGGGAUGUAGUGAGGGUGGACCAGGGAGGAUGACCAUAGGAUCUAAAGAGAGGUGGGGAUUGGAUGAGCAGAAAUCAGUCCUCUCGUCUCAGUGAAGAGUACGCUAAGGAUCUGGUCCAAACCAUGGGCUGGGAAAAGGCUUUUUUGCUCUCUUCAUGUCUGCUGUUCUUUUCCCUUAGUGUGCUAUGGAAAGCCCAGACCUUGGCCAUACAUCUAUAGGAGGACUGGAAAAGAAGAGUAAAGAAUUUUGAUUCAAUUGAUGAUUCCAGUGCAGACCCCAGUCCCACCAUUUUCCCUGGAAUCUCCGUGGUAGCCUUGAAAACCAACAUUCUGGCAUCUUCGUGGGGAUGGAAUGGGGUUGGAACUCUUUCAAAGCCUCAUUCCCAGAAAAUAAUCAUUUGACCUGUCCAGUGGCAACUGGAAGACUCCACUUGCAAGGCUGACUUUAUUUGAUCCGACCUGGAGCGCAAACUCAUCAGGACUUGGAGCUUAGAGUUCAUCACCUGUGAAAAGCCUUUUCCCCAGGAGUGUUUGUUGUAAACAAUUAGAAGCACUUGUUUGGGCUGCUUGAGAAUGUGAAUAUCAAUUGGGGCAAAUAAUAGGCUAACCUGAAAGCAGAGCUGGAAGAGAUGGGCAAUGAAUUGUUGGUGGGGACUCUGAAAACAAUACAUUCUUGGAGUCCAGAACAUAUGCAUAUGCAGGACUAUAUGCAUGCUCAGAAAAUACCUGAAAAGGCCCCAAUCUCUUACCUUGAGGUCAUACAAGCAGGUUGAAGGCUAAGAUUGGUUGCCUGGCUAAGUGCUGAAAGAGAACCCCAACACAUAUACAGAAACCCUCAGCAAAGACAGAGAGACUUACUGGUUCCAAGUGUUUAAGAGAAUCUCUGUCCACUCGUUAGCUGACCACUAAACUAACUGAAUAGACACUUUGGUGGCUCCACAUGACGAUACAGAUUUUAUAGAAUUAUUUUUAAAAAGUCACUA
Molecule: messenger RNA, 2856 nt
Organism: Enhydra lutris kenyoni (northern sea otter)
Lineage: Eukaryota; Metazoa; Chordata; Mammalia; Carnivora; Mustelidae
Product: homeobox and leucine zipper encoding
Exons: 3
Coding region: 93-1733 (546 amino acids)
Biological process (GO): regulation of transcription by RNA polymerase II
Cellular component (GO): nucleus
Molecular function (GO): DNA-binding transcription factor activity, RNA polymerase II-specific; DNA binding
Source: RefSeq, a predicted model, not a curated record